This is a messenger RNA of Sphaerodactylus townsendi, 1697 nucleotides long. Its product is annotated as protein Mis18-alpha-like. Gene Ontology annotation, cellular component: nucleus; chromatin; chromosome, centromeric region. Bases 305 to 832 code for a protein of 175 amino acids. The transcript is spliced from 5 exons. NCBI's taxonomy places the organism in Eukaryota, Metazoa, Chordata, Lepidosauria, Squamata, Sphaerodactylidae. The record is from RefSeq and is a predicted model, not a curated record. Gene Ontology annotation, biological process: chromosome segregation; CENP-A containing chromatin assembly.
GGCGGGGGAACUAAGUCGCUCAGUAAAAAAAUAAGAGCGGUGUGUUUUGGUCGCUCUAGGCUUUGACUUGUCCAUCCUUUAACUGUCCCGAGAUGACAGUUUACGUGUGUUGUGCGCACGCGCACGAAGACCCCGUGAAUUCCGUUGCGGCGUCUGCGGUGUGGGAAGACCGGCGCAUGCGCACGAAGACCGCUCUCCUUGCCUCCGGGAGAACCGUUGUGGGCGUUGAGGAGGCGGAGCGCGGGUGGUUUGAACGGCGGUGGCGGCGCCGCCCGGCUCUGUGAGACACGGCUCCUGGUCAGUGAUGCAGUCCGCGGGCAGCGAAGACCGGGAAGGCCCGGCGAAGGCCGCGGGGCGAGGAGAGCCCCUGCCGAUGGUGCUCUUGUGCGCCGGCUGCAAACGCGCGGUGGGAGACACGCUCGACUGGGAGGCCAACGACGAAGACACCCGGUCCCUCCUCCUCAGGGCUGUUUCUUCCACUGUCACAGUGGACAAAGAGCAAAAGCUUUCAAACUGGCCAGAGGAGCGUGGUUGCGUGCUUGAAACCUUGUUUUGCUCUGGAUGCAAAACGACCCUUGGAAGCAUAUACAGAUGCACCCCGAGGCAUCUCGAUUAUAAACGAGAUUUGUACUGUUUAAACAUUGACUGUCUUGAAAGUUAUACCCUAGGAAGUGCAGAACGAAAAGCUGAUGUGGAUGAGGAGCCUCUUACCCUUGAAAGUCAGGCCGUUUUGGAAGAAUCACUAGAAAGGGCAACAGCAACACUGAAGGCACUGGAGCACCGAUUAUCUCUAAUAGAAUCAAGUUUUGCAUCCCUUCCCAAUAACAGCUGAAACAAACUGUAACUGUUGCUGUUAGUCGAUAUAGGUGCAUAGGCUUGCUAUAGCCUCUUUGAAUUUGUUGUUGUUAUUAUUAUUUAGUUUUGUAUCCCUCCCUCCCCUGUCUAAGAUGGGCACAGAGCGGCUCACAGCAAUCAUUUCACAAAGCUAAAAUCAGAAUAAUUUCAGUUCCAUUGGCACCCCAUUGUUGCUGUCAACUGUUGGCCUAGUAAAACAACUGUGUCUUACAGACCAUGCAGAAUUGCAGCAAAUCCCUCAGGCCCUGAGAGAGUGUUCCGCCAGGCUGGAGUCACAGACCACCAGUAGGUUGUUACCCACUAAGCUUAAUGCUCUUUGGUGAAUGUUGGAUAUGAAGGUCCCAGACAGCUUAGGUUGUUUUCCUUUUCCUGGUAGUUGCCUGGAGAAGGGUAAGGAGGUCAGGGUAGAUUUUAAUCAAUUGCACUUCGUGGAGCAUUCAGGCCCUCGCCCCAAAGCUGCGAUGUCUGUCCAAAUAGAGGUUGCUGCAUCUGACCACAGUUUGCCCGUAAGCACACCUAACUGACUCAUUCGUGGAUCGCUCAACAUCUUAUUUUUCAUCUGCACCCCACACUCUUUGCACUUAAACUGCAGCCUCAGAGGAGAGCCACUGAUCGACACCUCUCCUGUGUAUCUUUGCAGUAGCUUUUAAAGGAGCCUUUUGUGAUGGGUGUUCAAAGGGUGAGUGAUCAGAAGAUCUGUUGCCCCUGGAGGGAAGCCCUCGUGCUGGAGCUCAGUCAUUAUUUUACAGACUCUUUCCUGGAUUCGUCAUCCUGUUGCUUUGCCCUUUUUAAAAAUACAUAUGUAGCAAAGAGGAAUAAACGUCCUUGUUUUGUCCUAAUGA